Molecule: messenger RNA, 708 nt
Organism: Gigantopelta aegis
Lineage: Eukaryota; Metazoa; Mollusca; Gastropoda; Neomphalida; Peltospiridae
Exons: 1
Coding region: 1-708 (235 amino acids)
Source: RefSeq, a predicted model, not a curated record
AUGUGUCACACCAAACAACACAAAAGUCCCUCGUCUGGAGUUGACAGAAGACAAAAAAUAAGCCAAACGCCUGAUCGCAAACAACACAAUGAACAAAAAGUUUAUUCAGUUGAUACAGAGUUCUUUGUUGACACAGUUCAGUCAGUAAAUAAAGAAAGUGAAUCAUGGAUUGUUCCAAUAUUAAUAAACAAAACUCUUGUACCUUUGAAACUUGACACAGGUUCAGAUGUGAACAUAUUGGGUUACAAAGAUUUUCAAAACUUGUUGCAAAAGCCAAAACUAAACAGCAGUAAGGUUCUGUUGAAAGCAUAUGAUGGAGGAAAUGUACCGGUAAAAGGUCAGUGUGUACUGGAACUUUGCUACAAGGAUAGUCGAUACAGAGCAUUGUUUAUCAUCAGUGAUGAAGAUGUACGACCUAUUUUGGGCUGCAAGUCAUGCGAAAAAAUGGGUUUGGUGAAACGAGUACUGUCACUUGAACAUCACGUUGAAACGGAUAUCAAGGUAGAUGUAUUCAAGGAGUUUUCUGAUACAUUUGAAGGUCUUGGUUGUCUCCCAGGAAAAGUUAGCAUAAAACUGCAUAAUGAUGCAAUACCAGUUGUUGAGCCAUGUAGGAAAGUACCAUUUGCCUUAUAUGAUAAGCUCAAAGCAGAACUUCAUAAGAUAGAAGACAUGAAGGUGAUUGAAAAAAUUGAAGAGCCAACAGAAUGA